AACAAAUAUAAGAUUUACUUAUAAAAGCUGUGCUGUGUUGUGUGUCCUAGUGAUAUACCGUGUGCACCAAAACCUUUAAGUUAUAAUGGGUAACAAGCAAUUGAAUAAAAAGAAGACAUCUCGAAAAAGACAACUCGGAAGAUUCCAACAAACAAUGGAACUAACGAAAAGAAGAAAAUUGGAUAAUUUCACAGCCGAACAUGAUACUAUAUCUUUAGACUACAUCGAACUGCAAAAUAUGGAAAUGGAAUCUCCGAUUUCAUCAACCACUGACAUUCAAAGUAACGAUGAGGCGACCGGCUCAAACAUUUUGAACCCACGCAUUGCACAGGUGGAUGACACUUAUCGGGUUCCUAGUAUAUUAGAGGAAGAAGAUACCCAUGAGUUACAAAUAUCGUUCAAUGUGGAAGAAGAGCUUCCUGACAAAACCGUCGGUCGAAGAAUUGUCGCACAUGACUUGCGUUGCCGCGACUCCAUACUUGAAGUCGCGCUGCGCCGUGGAACCGUGCGCCCGCUGGGCUGA
Cydia splendana is the source of this 523-nucleotide messenger RNA. RefSeq lists its product as uncharacterized. The record is from RefSeq and is a predicted model, not a curated record. The coding region runs from base 86 to 523 and encodes 145 amino acids. NCBI's taxonomy places the organism in Eukaryota, Metazoa, Arthropoda, Insecta, Lepidoptera, Tortricidae. The transcript has 6 exons.